Messenger RNA from Chrysoperla carnea, 777 nucleotides. RefSeq lists its product as uncharacterized. The transcript is spliced from 4 exons. Lineage: Eukaryota; Metazoa; Arthropoda; Insecta; Neuroptera; Chrysopidae. Bases 1 to 729 code for a protein of 242 amino acids. The record is from RefSeq and is a predicted model, not a curated record.
AUGGUAUUUUCGAUUGUCUGUUUGUUUCAAAUACCACAAUCCUGGAUGCAUCUAUUUCGUGAGCCUGAAAAUUGUAAUUUAUGCCAUAGAAUAAAGAAAAUCGAUCGUAUUGAAAAUAUUAACCCCGAUGAUUUUGAAUCCAUUUAUGCGUAUUCAGGACGUCCUGUGAUUGUAACAGAUGGUACAAAAAAUUGGUCUCCUCUCAGUACUUUUACUUUUGAAUUUUUUCGAGAUUUGUAUAAAGAUUUUGAAGAAGAACAAAAUGAAUGCCAAUUUUUCCCAUACAAAACAGAAUUUUUAAGUUUAAGUGAUGCAUUGAAUAUGAGUAUUGAACGUGCUCAUUUAAUGGAGGGUACAAAACCAUGGUAUUUUGGUUGGAGUAGUUGCAAUAAAGCCGCUACGAAAUUAUUACGCCAACAUUAUACGCGACCAUAUUUUUUACCAACCAUUUCGGAGAGCACAACAUUGGAUUGGAUUUUUAUGGGUGGUCCUGGAGAUGGUGCACAUUUACAUAUUGAUGGCGUAAAAUAUCCAUCUUGGCAAGCACAAUUAUCUGGGCGUAAACUUUGGCGAUUAGUUCCACCUCCGGAAUGUUAUUUUUAUUGCCAUGAAAUUGAGGAAAUUGUGAGUCCUGGUGAAAUAAUUGUAGUGGACACUAAUAGAUGGUAUCAUCAAACAUUCAUCGUCUCGACAAAUGUGAGUAUAACAAUUGGAUCCGAAUACAAUUGAACAAAUAUUUAUCGAUUAUAUUAAAUAAAAGUAUUGUAUCAUGUUAUA